AUGGUGUAUCAUAUAUAUACAUAGCGAUACCGUACAUGAUGGCGAUAUGUAUAUAUCCACAUGUGUGGUGUGUGUGUGUGUGUGUAUUUUAAAUUGGUGGUGGGGGCUAGGUUGGAUAAUUUGAUAAAAGUGACAAGAAAUUGGGUGCAGCCCACAUAUACGAAUUAAGAGGCUUUGAUGUCUGGACCACAGAAGCUUGUGUGAUUAUGAUCUUCCUCUAUUACUAUUAUUAUUUGUUUUUACAGAUAGAUAGAUAGUCAUUGACGGAUAGCGAUGCUCAUGCCCCAACAAGUAUAAUACUACUACACCUACAAUUUCCACACACCAUUCCUCUCUCUCCCUCUCUAUAUUCCAUUCCUUCUCUCUCUCUCUCACAAAAUCCUGACACCAUUAAUUCUGUUUGCUCAUUAAGUACUCCUCGUAUCUCUCUCUCACUACAUAAAUCUUGAAUCUGUGGCAUGGGAUUGAGCACUAAACAGGUUUCGGGCGAUCAAGGGGUGGAUUGGGGGCAAACAUUCCUGCAAUCGGCGGCGGCGGCGGAGACGCCGAAAGCGCCGGCGACGAGGCGGCUGCAGGCGCAAGCGGAGGCCUUAAAGUGCCCGAGAUGCGCUUCCACCAACACCAAAUUCUGUUACUACAACAACUACAACAAGUCUCAGCCUCGACAUUUCUGCAAAUCGUGCAAGCGCCACUGGACUAAAGGCGGCACUCUCCGCAACGUCCCCGUCGGCGGCGGCCGCAAAAACAAACGCCCCAAGAUUUCCAAGUCCGCCGCCACAGCUCCGGCUGGGCAGAAAAACAUGUCAAACAUUCUUUACCAUGCAUUGAUCGGCCGCUCGUCGUCGCCGCUGGUGCAUGAAACGACGACGUCGAAAGGUGUGGAUAACAUUACUUCCCCUUUCACCGGCGCAAAUGCGGCUCCUACUACCGAAUUUCAGUUGUCGAGUUUGGGCACCUUCGACAUGAAUGCUUCUCUGAAUCCAAGUUCGUAUCAGCCAUUAAACGCAUUCGAUCACUUUUCUGGGAAUCUUGAUUCGGUGGAGGAAUCGAGCAUCACCACCGUGAAUAUUCCGGGGAGCAGCGGCGGGGCGUGGGAUUUGCCCAACUAUUGGAGCUGGAAUGACAUCGAUGUCUUAACUUCAGGUGAUCUGAGUAUGUCGUGGGAUGACCAAGACAAGCCACUUUGAAUAUAUAUAUAGUAAUUUGUAUGGUAAUAGCUGAAUAAGAUCGAUUUUAGUUGUGGAGGAUUGCCCUAAUUUUAAGAGAUGGUAUGAAUUUCGUUUGUGCAGUUGUGACCAUCAAAAUUGUAACUAUCAUAUAGUUUGUCGAAGCUGUCCUUUUUAGUAUCAGCUUCAGAGGUACGUAGAGGACAUAUUUAAUGUGUCGAAUUUGUGUUUGUUUGUAUUUUUUACUCUCGAAGAAGAAUGAAUUCAUGUGAAUGCAGUAUGUGUGUGUGUGUGUGUGAGAGAGAGAGAGAGAGGGGCAAAUGGGACCUGCUACAACUUGGUGGGGGUGACUAGAUAUGUGAUGGAAGAUUCUUGUGGAUAUGUAUCUUUGUAUAGAUAUAUGUUCGCCAGUAUAGUCUGGAUUUUGUAAUGGCUUGUUGCUACCAUAAUUUCCUCAUGUUCCUGGGGCCGACUUGAGUCCUAAAUUAUUGACAGAUACGGCUUGAUUUCUUGAGGCCACUAUUUUAGCA
Molecule: messenger RNA, 1696 nt
Organism: Salvia miltiorrhiza (redroot sage)
Lineage: Eukaryota; Viridiplantae; Streptophyta; Magnoliopsida; Lamiales; Lamiaceae
Product: dof zinc finger protein 4-like
Exons: 1
Coding region: 459-1187 (242 amino acids)
Biological process (GO): regulation of DNA-templated transcription
Molecular function (GO): DNA binding; DNA-binding transcription factor activity
Source: RefSeq, a predicted model, not a curated record